Molecule: messenger RNA, 768 nt
Organism: Glycine soja
Lineage: Eukaryota; Viridiplantae; Streptophyta; Magnoliopsida; Fabales; Fabaceae
Exons: 6
Coding region: 1-768 (255 amino acids)
Source: RefSeq, a predicted model, not a curated record
AUGCGUGCUCUUUUUGGAUCAUAUCCACCCUCAAUGAGUAAUUCUUUGAAAGCUUCAAAACUAAUGAUCAAUGAACUUGUGUUGGAAAUACAAGAGUUCAGUGAGAGGUCUUUUGUUGAUGUUGUUACUUCUGAUUUGAGGUCAAAUAAGUUUUGGCGCCUCCUGGCCGAACCAGUUCACAUCUUUCAGGAUCGAGAAAUUGUUUGUGUUACUGUGGACAUGAUUACAAAAAUAGUGAUGGAUAAUCAUUCAUGGUGUUACCCAGCUUGUAGCCAAUGCCACAAAAAGACUAACAUAGACGUUGUGCCAUUCACAUGUGGAUGUGGCAAACACAAUGAUAAACCUGUCUUGAGGUAUCGAAUUGAAGUGAUGGGUGGUGAUGUUGAUUUAGACGCUUCUCCUCAGGCCCUUGAUAGGCUGCUAGGUUGUGUUCUUGCAUUUAAAGUCAAGGUUCAGCCAAAGUUUGGCAAUGCUGUUGUUCUUAAAUAUUCAAAUGAGUUAGAUUUGAUCAAUGUUGUGCUGGAUAUGCUGGCUGAUACUGAGCCAUUUUCCAAGAUGGAUAGUCUAGUGGUUGAGUGCACGGAUCCUACACAAGCUGAAUCUCAAUUUGUGUCAGUGACAAUAGAUCAUGACCCACUUCUAAGGGUUCCAUUAACACCCACAAAGCGCUUAUCAACUGAUGAAUUGGAUGAUAAAGCAAGAAGUUGUGAGAUUUCACCCGCGCAACUUUCCUCUAACAAACUAGCAAGACCUUCUGCAACUGAAUGA